AUGCGCUCGUGGUUGACUGGGCGUCACCGGUGCCUUGCCAACGCCGAGAUCGAGCGAUCGCCCGUACAUCCAACCAGAGCACUUGAUGUUGUCGGAGCGAUUUCUCGCACCGAUCGUGCAAACCACGAGCAAGAAGAGUGGGGCACAGUCAAAAACAAAAAGCAAGCGAAGGAGGAGAGGAAACUCAAGGAAGAAGAGGACAAGAAAGAGCAAGAACGUCUUGAGAAAGAGCAGGAGAAGCAGCGUCGCGAAGCGGAGAGGAAGGCAGCCAAAGAAGCUAGAGAAGCUGAGCGUCCCUGUCCCAGCAUGGACAAAAAGUCUCAGCCAAGUGACUCCGUGAAGCUCCAUCCGAUCUGCAAAAACUGCAAGGCGCAAAGCGUGGAGGCGCAGCUGGUCGUCAGUGCACGCACUGAGCUUUGCGGCGUUGUGAUGCAGAGCAGCGAUGAUCAGGAGUGGCAGGGUGGACAAUGGUGGGAAAGUGGCGGCAACGCAUCAUGGAACAGCAAGAGCUGGGAGUGGGAGUCCUGGCGAGACGACUGGAGCAACUCGAAAGGGCAGGCGGAAGAUGGCUGGUGGGGCGGCCAGUGGGAAAAGGCUGGCAGCCGCAGAAAAGGCUACAAGGACAAGAAAGAGCCAGUAGCCGAGGAGGACGACGACGGAGAAGGUGUCCUGUGGGAUAUGCCAGACACUUCCGUGCAGCCAGAUGGAGAGGGUGGCCUGGAUCAGUGGACACUGGGCCACCUUCCGGUGCACGAGCGGAUGAUGGAGGGCGAACAGACAUUGGGCAUGCCAAAGGCCUUGCCCGAAAAUGCUCUAACUUUGGAGGAGCUGGAGCGCGAUCACUUGGCGGCUCCGGCAGCUCCGCCCGUGGUGCCUGCUCCUCCGAUGCCUCAGGCACCUCCGCAAGUUUCGGCUCCGAUGCCGAACGUGGCACCACCAACCACAAAGCCGCUACUCGACAGCCUGCCGCCCCAGCAGGACAUUCUUGCAGCGCUUGGCAGCCAACCAGUUGUGUCGCCCGGCUCUGUGCCUAUUGCAGAUGACAGAGGGGACAGACAGGACCGCGGCGAAAAAGGUCGCGGGAAAGGGGGCAAGAAGGGAAAAGGUGAACGAGAGAAGACAGAGGGCGAGAAGGAGCGUCUAGAGCGAAUCGAUCGCUCUGACGAUCCUCGGCGCCAAGCCGUCGAGCAGGUCGGUGAGGUGGUCACCGUGCGGAAGCAUAGCUCCAUGGGCUGCGCUGUAGUCUCGAUGACAGAUGUCAGAGUGAGACAGGCCAUAGUGGAAGAUGGCAACGAGUGCGUCAUCAAUGGAAUCAAGGUCCAAAUCAAGCCGCACACGAACAAGGAGACCAAGGAAGAGGUACUUACAGACUUGUUCGUGGCCUGGGGAAGACAGGCGGAGAAGCAGAACCCGCUGUCAGAGCAGACAAUUGCCAAGUUCUUCGACACCAAGCACAAAGAAAUCACUGGCGGAUGGAAGGCAGCCGAAGAGGAGAAGCUCCGCGCUGAAGAGCAGGAGCGUCGGCAGCAGGAGCAAGUCCUCAGAGAGAGGACGGAGCAGCGACGGCGCUACGAAGAACAGCAAGAGUCUUUCUCGCAUGCUUUCCCGAAGGGUAUUGCGGCCAGGGUGGUGGCGCUGCAACAAUCGCAGUGA
This is a messenger RNA of Symbiodinium sp. CCMP2456, 1653 nucleotides long. NCBI's taxonomy places the organism in Eukaryota, Dinophyceae, Suessiales, Symbiodiniaceae. The record is from the annotation of a GenBank genome assembly.